Messenger RNA from Lachancea nothofagi CBS 11611, 2316 nucleotides. The record is from the annotation of a GenBank genome assembly. Lineage: Eukaryota; Fungi; Ascomycota; Saccharomycetes; Saccharomycetales; Saccharomycetaceae.
AUGGCUAGAGACCCAGAAAACCAUAACGGGGCUGACGAGCGUUCGGUUCCAGCAGGCAGACGAAGAAGACGGAAAGUAGUGCGCUCGUGCACUUUUUGUCGGCAGCGAAAGCUGAAAUGCGACCAGCAGAAGCCCAUGUGCGGUUCUUGCAGGGGCAGGAAAUUGCCAGAAUGUGUCUACACUAACGGGUUCAAUUUCCAGCUGACGUCGGACGAACUGUUCAGCAGCAAGCCCAACGUGACGCUCAUCCGCCGGAUUCAAGAGCUGGAAGAAGCCCUUGAGAGAGCGUCGCUGGAAGAUGACAUUGCAACGGGCUAUUUGGACCAGCGAGACCACAACACGGACUCCCACAAUACGGAUGCGUCCGCCACCAGCGGCAGCAUUGGCGGGAGCAUUAGCGGCAGCAGCACGAGUGGUAGUGGCACGAGCGGCCCUGGCACGAGCGGCCCUGGCACGAGCGUCAGUGACGACUGUCCUAUGACCUUGGCUGGCUGCGACGCCGGCAAGAACCUCGUUUCCGACUUUCACGUGCUGCGCUCAAAGGACGGCCGCUACAUCUACUACGGGCCCACGUCCAUUCGUGCUGUGAUCACCGCUUCCGGCGACCGGUUUGUCGCUGAGUACAGCAAAGUUUGGCGCAAAGUCAAGACCGAGCUGGACGCUUGGAAAGACAUCCAUGGACGCCUGCUCACAAUGGACUACAGCUCUAUGGAGUCCACCAGCACUGGCAGCUUGAUUGAGUCUGUGAUCCCAGAUCUGCCCGCUUACGAGACCAUCGAGAGCAAGCUUCAUGAAUUCUUUAACGACCCGCUACACACCUACUUUCAAUUUAUGGACAAAGACAAAGUGCUACACGACUUUUCUCGCUGCUUCAUUCCAGGCUACCUUACCAGAAAUGGCAGCGACAGCAUUCCUAGGCGCCAAGUAGCUAUGCUGAUAACCCAGGAUAACAAAAAUUUCUUUACGAUUGGUGUUGUCAUGCUUAUUCUGUGUCUCAACCAUUACAAGACUAAUAUUCCUGCCUCUUUGCAACGACUAUGUGUUUCCCUCAUAGGGUUUACUACUUCCAAAUCGGUUUUCGUCGAAAGAGCUCAAUUUCUGCUACUGGUCUACAUCUUCAGAGUUUACAAUGGUCUCAGUGGUAAUGGAAGCUCCCAUUUGAUUUCUCUAACGUCUUUAUUAUGCACUACGGCUAUGAAUUUGGGCCUGCACAAAGAUAUUGACAAAUUAUACGGAGAUCAAACCGCGAGUGUGGGAUCUUUGAGUUCUUUGAAGAACUUAUGGUACUGGACAUUGUUUGCAGAUUUGAAUGUUUCGUUUGACAUUGGGUCACCUCCCUUUAUAUCACAGGCUCAUUACGACGAUUCGAAACUACCCACUAUGGACCGCGGGCGCAUUCCCUUACUACGAAAAUUUCUACAUGUGGGUAGAAAAUGCUUGCAUAUUGUUUUUGAUCGCACUCGCGCACCGUCUAUGCUGUCACUCGUUUCGCUUUUGACAUCAUUUAUGGAGCUAGAAUUCCGGCCUUUGCGUUAUUAUACCAAUCCGUCUCUUAUUUCAGAAAUUGAUCUUUUUGAAAUCAUGAUUUUGUCACCUACAUUAGCGAUGAUGACGAACUUCUACAAUUUGACCCGAGUUCAGGGCGAACCACUAACAAUAAAGAUCAAAAAUGGGUUUGUUAAAUCUAUGUUGAUAGCCACAUCUGUUGCUGUCAACGCAAUAUUGAGAUGUUAUUCUAUUGACGAACAACGCGUCAAUCUUGUUGGACUUCAACAAUCCAAGGUUUUGACGCCCUCACUUAAUCUUUGCGUCCUGUUGUUGAAUUCGCUUCCGAUUAGAACUUUAACAGAAAUAUACGGGCUCAUGUUCUAUAAGAUCACUCUUUUUGAAAAGGGUCUUAUCAUAUCUAUGGAUGAAGGACUGAUUGAUGGCCCAACUUUAGAUGACUUUUCCGUGCCCGAUGGCCUGUUUCUGUCUUUCCGAGGAAUUUUCAAAACGUUCUGCUCAAUAUUUGACGAACUGUGGAAGCCGGAGAAUGCCAGGAUGACGCAUAUGCUCUGGAACUCCCAUUAUUUUGUAAUUAUGAUGGCUUUGGAACGUGUUAAUAGGACUGUGUUUCAAAUGGGUUUGGAUAGCAGAACCCAAGUCGAAGUGACUCACAACUGGUCAAGGGUUGGUAAUGAUGAGGUUCCUGACGAUAUAGUGAAAAUGCUGGCUGAUGAGGUUUGGAACAAUUACAGUACUGGAUUUACGGACUUGAUAGAGAUGGAUGCAGGCGACUUUUUGACGGAUUUCGAUAUGCUUAAUGGAGAGUGA